AUGUCGUACUCGGACGUGCGCCAGAAGGUGUUUCGCGUGCCAGGCAGCAUCGUGCUGUCUGUUGGACUCUCGUGGGACUUCGUCGGCGCCGAUCCCGUCGACCUGGACCUCAGCGCCGUUUGCUUCACGAAGGAGGGUCGCUUUCUCGAUGUGGUCUUCUUCAAUCACCUCUUCCCAGAGGGCACAAAUGUGACGGCGCUGCAGGAGCGCUACAUGGUGGACCCCGCACUGCUGCCCUACAUGUUUCUGAGCGGCGACAGCACCGUUGGCGGCGAGGACGAGAAUCAGCACCCAGGCCUCGCACUCGCCGCACGGCGGUGUCACCAGCAACGGCGGCGGAGAGCAGACCCACACGCGACGACGACUGGUGGUGUGUUAGGCACGCGCGACUACACAAACGCGGCAGCGAAUGUAUUCAAUCGCCUCUACGAGGAGGAGCAGCUCGCGGACGUGCAGCGAGCAGCGGAUGAGGCGAUCGGCUAUGACAAGCAUGCCGGUGACGAUGAGCUGGGUGAGGGCCAGCGACCCUCACGGCGUCGCCAGCGCCAUCAUCGAGAGCUUGCCGACGAGGUGCUCACGCUCGUCAUGAGCGAGAUACCGCAGGAGGCGGAUGUCAUCUUCCUCAGCGUGUCGAGCUACACCGGCCAGGACUUUACAGUGCUGUCGCGGGCGAAGCUGACCAUCUAUAACGAAUCCACAAACGAGCGCGUUGGUGUGAUGGACCUGCGACUGACCACGGAAAACGGCACCGCUAACUUGGCUGCCAUGUUGAUUCGUGUGCCAGCGCCACAGGAAGAGGGCGUAGCCGGGGUCGAUGGGGACGGCUCUCUCGGCAGCGCUGCAGCACAGGAGUGGGAUCUGCGAGAGCUCAACGUGCGCACGUUCGGCUACUCUUUUGUGGACACGCUCCCCCUCAUGAUGGACGUGCUUGGCGUGCCGCGUCAGUCACUCCUGGAUGUCCUACAGAACCUGCCGGACUACUCCUUGUCAAAGGUGAAGGCAGAGAUUGCGCCCUCGCGACUGUCUGACGUGCGCUUUGGCGUGGGAUGGAGCAGCGAGCACGACAUCGACGCCUUCCUUGUUUUCCUCGACGAGAACAACAACUACGUCGAUCACUUGUAUCCAAAGAACGGGAAGCUGCGGUCGAUCGCGCGGGACGCGGCUCGACACUCUGGCGACGCGCUUUGCGGUUCCACCUCUGCCGGGGAUGAGGAGUUCAUCGAUCUACUGACGUACCGCGUGCCGGACAACGUGGGAAGCAUCGUUGUCGGUGCCGUCUGGAUGGAGUCGUUUGGUGCCGCAAAGCGGACGUGCAACUCCAUCUUUGACGUGCCGGACUUGUAUCUGCGCCUGCAAAACCGCACGGUCAUGAAUCCGCACUCGAUGGAGGUCGACCGCUGGCCGGUCAACCGUGAAGCUCACGACCAGAAGAUUACCAAGCGGCUGCCGACCACGUACAAGGACGCCGAGCAUAGGGAGCAACCAGUGCGUGCGGUGGUGCUCGGUGCGUUGAUGAAGACUGGCACGCAGUCCUUCGAUUCGCUUUUCCCCAACGGCCGCCGCAUUGAUCAGCACUUCCGUACGCACCGCCCCCCUCCUUCAGAGGGCGAUGAUGGCGCCGUGUCGGAGCUCGAGGCGGAUUGCGAGGAGGAGGUCCCGCUGUUUCAGCUGGUGCCCAUUCACCAGUAUGUCCCGGUCGACCCACGUGACGGCUUUGCGCGCGUGAUCCCGUACUUGCAGUGCAUGGUGGCCUAUGCUGCAACGAUCGAGCGGGAUACUCUUACGGCGGUGCACUGUCGGGGCGCCGAGGACGAGGCUGCGCGCCUCGGUAUCGCCACUCCAUACUCUGUCCUGGGGAGCAGCGGGGUUUCUGCGCUGAACACGACGACCGGCACUAAAGACACGCGUCUCGCGCUAAGCAGCGAACACAACAUGGUAGGCUGGAACCCCGUUACCAGUGCCUCCGUGCGCCGCGCCAAUCGCGACGAGACGGCGGCCAAAGCUGCGCGUGAGCGGGAUGCGAAGGACAAGGCGGCAACCACGGCGCUGCGCAACCGUUAUGGUCGUAUGUGGUCAGAGAUGAAGUACUACGACAACCGCACCGAUCUUUUCGCCAUUGCCGUUCAGUUCUUGGAAGUCGUGGAGGUGCACCCGCAGAUGCCGGAUCGUUUUCAGUGCCACGGUGAGGUGUGGGUGUUUGGCCAGACCAACUGCAUCGUCCCGGCGCACGGCCGCGUCUCCGCCUUGGACAACAAGCCAUACCGAUCCCCGAUCCUCGUCGAUCGCGAGAAGCUCGUGUGGGCCGACGCACACCAGGGCAGCAGUAGCUGUGGCUACUUCAUUGUGCACAAGUAUGACCGACUGCGCGUUAUGCUGUUUGAGACGGCAUCUGUCGGCGUGGCAGACUUGGAUCUCCUCUCCAUGAACGCCUUGUGGAACAGCGAGGGCGACGAGCGACUCACUAGUCUCUCAGAUCGGUUCAAUCCCAUCGAGUGCAAUGUGCAGCUUACUGGCGGUUCCAGUGUCAUGGACACCGGAAUGCUUGUCUACAGGGGUGAGGUGCGGCUGCGCGUGUCGCGGGUGCCACUGAACGCAGCCAUGAUCACACUGCAGCGGCAGGCGGACAAAAUUAACGCGCAGCACAGACACGUGCAGGAGUUGCAGAAACGCUACGAGGAGCGGUACUACAACAAGCAGUACCAGCCUUGCGUCAUCAUGUGA
Leishmania braziliensis MHOM/BR/75/M2904 is the source of this 2721-nucleotide messenger RNA. RefSeq lists its product as hypothetical. Lineage: Eukaryota; Euglenozoa; Kinetoplastea; Trypanosomatida; Trypanosomatidae. The coding region runs from base 1 to 2721 and encodes 906 amino acids. The transcript has a single exon. The record is from RefSeq and is a predicted model, not a curated record.